UUAGUUGUACAUUAGCGCAAAUAUACAUACAUACAUUCAAGACGUUGUCUGAUAGCUGGCAUUCGCCACUCGCCGCCGAUCAUCGGCUCUAUAUAUAUGCGCUGGCACAGCUCGUAGCCACAGAUCGUACGUAUGCUGAUCGUCAUUUAAUGUGCAUAGCAAAUUGCCAACAAUUCAGUCGUCUUUUGACUUUUGUGCGGAUAACUACCAAACGAACAAGGAUCACAGUGCAUUGAGCUACAAACAAAAGGAGAACAGCGCCCAGAGAGCCACACCAACAAAAAAAAAAAAAAAACAACAACAGCAGCGACAGCGACCAGUGUUAAAACGUUCCAAAUCGCCGAGUAAUUUGGUUCAUUCGAAUUUUCUGUGCUGAACGGUGCAAAGAAACCGUUUUCCAAUGUCGAUUAAUUCGCCAAUACACACAAACUCUGACCUGAUUUAAACAGGCAAAAAGCAGGCAACCAAUUCGUAUAGCAGUGCGUGUUAAAAACAACAACAAAAACAACAGCAAUUAGAACAACGCCACACAUAAAGGGUGUUGUUUUUUCGUUUCCGUUUCGUUUUCGAAAAUAUUAUCUAUCAGUUUCGUUUUACGUUUCCCGUUAUUUUCUUGUUUUUUUUUUUUAACUGCGUUUCGCUCAUUUAUACUUGGUGUUGAGCCAUAAUUGGAGAGAAAAAAAAGUGAGUGUAACACAAAACCUAUACGAAAGUGCGGUUCCAAAGCAGUUUUAGCAAAAAAUCACGUGCAAUUAAAUAUUUACUACAAAAACACAAAGCGCACAACAAAAACAAGUUUGACAUAGUAAACAAACUAGUGACUCAUUGGAACCAGAGACUUCCAGGCAAAUCAAAAUUGUAGACGACUACAGCGUCCGCUCGCGCUCUUAUAUAUCAGCUAAACGUUUGUAGCGUCGAUCAGUCGCUAGCGAGCAGUUACAGACGAUCGUGUGUUGCGAAACGUGCGUUUAGCGCGUUGCAAAGUACAAAACAAAAACAACUUUUACAUAUAAUUUAAUCACGUUUUCUGUGCAAAACAAUAUAAACAAUAUAGAAUUGUUGCGUAUUAACGGUGGUGAACUCAAACAACAAUCUGAAGAAACAAAGAAUUUAAUUUAUCCGGGCUUUGGCCGUUGUAUGGAGCUUUCUAAACAACCAUCGUAUUUUGGAGACGAGCCGGACCUCCUGUUCAAAAGCGCGCAGGGCCGGAAUAGUCUAUUUUCAACGUGUAACGGUGCUGCAGCCGCCUCCGCCGCCGCUCCAGCAACCGCUGCCGCUACAGCUACCGCUAUUCCAUUAACAAAUAACGCAACAGCCAAAAUUAAUCUAGAAACCUCAUUAAAUGAUUGCGAAAGUGGCUACGUGCCAACGGUUGGCCGUUGGGGCGCCGAAUGGCCAAGUUGACUCGCCGAAGCCAGCCUGGUGCGAUGUGGCGCCGCCGCCGCAAGCACAACAGCUGUUGAAGCAGCUGUUGUUGUUGGCUCCGGCGCCGAUGCCGGUCCAUCGGCGGGUACGGUACGAGUUGGAUUGACUACGAACACCGUUCCUGUUCAAGAUAGACCACAAACCAACAACGGCCAACGAAUUGUUGUCGCCCAACAGCAGCAAUGCAACGUGGACAACGACAACGAGACGUGGUCGACGGACAACCACCAUGAUGUUGAUGAAAGCCAUGUGGAUGAUGACAACGACACUGGUGGACGACGACACGGCGUUACAAAUGGUUACGAUGCAGUUGGUGCAGCCGCAGCAGCAGCAGCCACAACAACAACAAUUGACAGCAAAAUUAAAAAUGUUGAGAACAAAAUGGUGGAAGCUGUUGUGGCCGGUGCCAUUGCAUUUGACUCCGAUACGAUUAGAAACAUUGACAAAGUGGAUAAUGUGACAUCGAGUGCAUCAAUGGAACGCUGCUCGAACAUACGUAAACUACUUGAGGAGCAGCAUCGCAAAUGGUGGCGCAACCAAAUGCACGGCCAACAAGAGUGGUGGGCCGAUGAGGAUAGCUACAAUUUAACUGCAUUCAAUCAAAUCAAUGGAAUCUGGCCGCUGGGACAUCCGCUGCCGUUGCCCGAUUGGGCAGCCGGCUGUGAUGAUGAAUACGCCAAAGGCGUACUGCAUUUCGAUUCGGUUUGGGAAUAUGAAGAUCUAAAUGCGAUUAUUGAGACGAAAUUACAUCGUAUGCUCGAGGAGACACAUUACGAUACCGUCAACUUAUUUGUGGACUUUUAUCGCGCCUUCAAGCGUACACGUCGCUCGGAUCUCAAGUCGUUCUUCCAAUUCUACGAUUUGCCCAUAAACAGGCGUCAUCACAUGUGUGUCUCAUUGGCUAUGGAGAUAGUGACACGCAUUAUUGAGAUCUUUCCAGUGCUACAACAUUAUUUGUAUUUAGUUUCGUGCGAAGAACAGGUCAUGUCGCAAAGUGACUACAUUGAAAGCACCGAUGAAGUGGGCGGUUUGAACUCGCCACAUGCCAACGUCGAAAAGGAACACGCUAUGGUUGCUAUGAAGAUUUCGAUUGCCGGACGUGAAGGUGUUAUGAUAUUGGAUCCGGGUUAUCACAUUGGACGCGCUGUUACCGUGAUGUCCGAUCAAAUGUACCCACAUACAGGUUGGUUCACACAAUCGAAAGAAGCGCGUCUGCAACGUGACUACUGCUACAAUUAUUGUCUGCAAAACAAGAAGUUCGUUGAAUGGAUGGAACGUGAAACACGCGGCGAUGAGCAAUCAUUCAAAUCGUCGCUCAUCUACGUCGAACAGCCCUAUGUGACGGCGAUCGAUGUGACAGUGCGUCGCAAUCUGGUGUAUAACUUCCGCUCGUUGUUGUCGCGUGACGCCAAAGGACGUGUGUUUGCGGGCAUUUACCUACCGGUUGUGCCAAACUGCAACGAGUCACAUUUCACUCUCUUCUAUGAUGGACCAAAUGAUCAACGCAUAAAAGUGAAAUUCAUGUUCAAUGUUUUCAAGCACCCUGGAAAGAUUCCCGAUAAUGUGCAGCAACAUUUGUGCAAACUGGCACCGCAGUUAAAUAUGAAAGAGAAGGAGCUCACCGAACUCUGUAAAUCCUUAGCCGAUGUCAUCAACGAUCAAGAUUUCAUACAACAAUUAUUGUCCAUUAAUGAGGAUAUCGGCGUUAUGUCAGCUGAAAAUUGACAAUUAAAGGAUAAAAAGGUCGAUGCUAACCUAAAAGGUGUGGACGAACACAAAUCACAUAAUGCAAAUGGCACGACUGCAAUAACAACGUCAUCAGUGGGCGGACAUACGAGUGCCAGCUCGUCAUAAACUUAGAUAUUUUGUCUGCAACUUAAUUAUUCCUCAUUUCACACAUAUAAAAAGUUAAAGUAGAACAAAAAUAACAAAAAAAAAAAAAACAUAUAUAAGCAAGAAUUCUUCAUAAUGCACUUAGAUGAAACAACAAAAUUAAAGCAUGAAAAAUUAAGUAUAUACAAAUAUACGGGGUUACUAGUUUACUGGUAGUUUGACGACAUUUAUUCUUAACUUAAAACAAAAAUUAUUCCACACAUAUAAACAAGUUAACUGUAAUAAAAAUAUUAUGUGCUAUAUACAUACUAUAUGCAAAGUACUGGGGAAAAGCAAAUGUCAAUCUUUAGAGAUUAUUUAACACUAUAUACACAACCAUUAGAAUGUUACAAUUUGUAUUCACACAGCUAAAAUAUACUUUUGCCCAUUUAAUUGUUUAGUUAA
This is a messenger RNA of Bactrocera latifrons, 3702 nucleotides long. RefSeq lists its product as uncharacterized. Lineage: Eukaryota; Metazoa; Arthropoda; Insecta; Diptera; Tephritidae. The record is from RefSeq and is a predicted model, not a curated record. Bases 1807 to 3150 code for a protein of 447 amino acids. The transcript has 4 exons.